This is a messenger RNA of Zophobas morio, 1486 nucleotides long. RefSeq names its product zinc finger Y-chromosomal protein 2-like. Gene Ontology annotation, biological process: regulation of transcription by RNA polymerase II. Bases 114 to 1313 code for a protein of 399 amino acids. Gene Ontology annotation, molecular function: DNA-binding transcription factor activity, RNA polymerase II-specific; RNA polymerase II transcription regulatory region sequence-specific DNA binding. The record is from RefSeq and is a predicted model, not a curated record. The transcript has 2 exons. NCBI's taxonomy places the organism in Eukaryota, Metazoa, Arthropoda, Insecta, Coleoptera, Tenebrionidae.
GGUUAUGUUGCCGUGGUUUCAAUUUGCGGUUCUUUUAGUUGCACGUGCAUGGAGAAAUUUUUAAUUCUUUCUGGUUUUGACACUGCUCCAACGACCUUUGGACAACUAACAAGAUGUCAAUUUUGGAAUAUUCCGAAGCACCCCCAAAACAGGGAAGGUCUUCAUGGAAAAACGUCCACAACUGUAAACUAUGCUCCUACUUUACAUCAUCGUUUUUUCUCAUGACCAACCACGUGAAGCGGCACCGUACAUCUCCGGAAAAAUUUACGUGCGAAAACGCCGAACUCGAAUUGUAUUACUGUAAAGACUGCGACUUUAAAACAGAACUAACGCCUCUGUUCAAACAACACGUUAAUAAACAUCACGGCCUUCAGACAGAAUCUAGAAAACAUUCAUCAAAUGUGGACUUCCGCAUACACACCUACGUUUGCAAAAAGUGCAACUUUGAAACAAAUUUCUCAUUCAAGUGGCUUCAACAUACUUCAGCAUGCACGAAAACGAAAGAAAAUCUUCAGAGUGUGAGGUCUCCAAAACAGAAGUUCACAUAUUGUUUCCAUUUCGACCAAACUGACGGAACACGUUGGUAUUACUGUAAAAAAUGUGCCUACAAAACCAAAGUCAAACGUUAUUUAAAACGUCAUGUAAUAAAUCACACUUUGAACAAGCGAUAUGCUUGCGACAAGUGUCCAUUUAAAACUAAACAUAAAGGAGAUUUAAAAAAGCACAUAAAUGUCCUCCAUUUAAAUGAACAAGAAGUUGAAUGGCACAAGUGCCAAAAAUGUUCAUUCCAAACCAGAACAAAAGCUAAUAUAAAAAGACACAUAAACAAUGUACACUUAAACGGAGAGGACGUUAAAUGGUUCAGAUGUGAUGAGUGCUCUUUCAAAAGUAAGUACGAAAAAUCUUUAAGGAUACACGUAACCGCAAAACAUCUAGAGGAAGAAAAAAUUAAGUGGUAUAAGUGUGAAAAAUGCCCAUAUAAAAGUAAACAACCAUCGAAUUUAAAAAGUCAUAUAAACUGUCGACAUUUGGAUGAAGCGGAAGUUAAGUGGUACGAAUGUAAAGACUGUCCAUACAAAAGUAAAACAAGAACUCAGUUAAAUAUGCAUGUAAAUGUCCAUUUGGAAAUUAGGUCAUAUCAAUGUGGUUAUUGUCCAUAUAAGGCGAAAAACAAGUGUCAUUUAAGGCGUCAUGUAAAUAACCUCCAUUUGGAUGGAACUGAAGCUAAAUGGUACAAAUGCAAACGUUGUCCUUACAACAGUAAAAGUGAAGCGUCUUUCUAUAGACACAAAAAAAAACACGUUGGGAUUUAGUUGAUCAUAAGCCGAAUAUGUUAGUACUAAGUUGAAUUUAUAUACAUAUAUUUUUUGUUGACCUAUAAAUAGUUUUCAUUAAAAUUAAAAAAAAAAAACAGCUUGAUUUGAUUUAUUCACGGAAAAACAAGUCCUUUACAACGAUAUAUGAGACAAAGUUAACUACACAAGUA